Molecule: messenger RNA, 2776 nt
Organism: Manis pentadactyla (Chinese pangolin)
Lineage: Eukaryota; Metazoa; Chordata; Mammalia; Pholidota; Manidae
Gene: GFM1
Product: G elongation factor mitochondrial 1
Exons: 18
Coding region: 131-2389 (752 amino acids)
Biological process (GO): mitochondrial translational elongation
Cellular component (GO): mitochondrion
Molecular function (GO): GTPase activity; translation elongation factor activity; GTP binding
Source: RefSeq, a predicted model, not a curated record
UCGAGUCCUUCGCCCCGGAAGUGCUCUUCCGGCACUCGUGGCUGGCGUGACUUUGAAAGCUUCCCGGCGCGGGUCUGGUGGCUGAGCUAACCCGAGAGCGCCGGAUGUUCGCGCCGGUUCUGCGUUUGUCAUGAGGCUGCUGCGUGCCGCUGCCGCCGUGGCCCUGGGGCCCGGGCCGCUCCCGUGGGUCCCUGCCGCCCUGGGCUGGCGGGGGAAGCAGAUUAAUUGGAAGGUCUGCCGAUGGUGUUCAUCAGGGAUGAUUCCUAAUGAAAAGAUAAGAAAUAUUGGGAUCUCAGCACACAUUGAUUCUGGGAAAACUACAUUAACAGAACGAGUGCUUUACUACACUGGCAGAAUUGCAAAGAUGCAUGAGGUGAAAGGUAAAGACGGAGUUGGUGCUGUCAUGGAUUCCAUGGAACUAGAGAGACAAAGAGGAAUCACUAUUCAGUCAGCAGCCACCUAUACCAUGUGGAAAGAUGUCAAUAUCAACAUUAUAGAUACUCCUGGGCAUGUGGACUUCACAAUCGAAGUUGAAAGGGCCCUGCGGGUGCUGGAUGGCGCAGUCCUUGUUCUCUGUGCUGUUGGUGGAGUGCAGUGCCAGACCAUGACUGUUAACCGCCAGAUGAAGCGUUACAACGUCCCAUUUCUAACUUUCAUUAAUAAGCUGGACCGAGUGGGUUCCAGCCCAGCAAGGGCUCUGCAGCAAAUGAGGUCUAAACUGAGUCAAAAUGCAGCAUUUAUGCAAAUACCCAUUGGUUUGGAGGGUGAUUUUAAAGGCGUUAUAGAUCUUAUUGAGGAACGAGCCAUUUAUUUUGAUGGAGACUUUGGGCAGGUUGUUCGAUAUGAGGAAAUUCCAGCAGAAUUCAGGGCAGCAGCAGCCGACCACCGGCAGGAGCUGAUUGAAUGUGUUGCUAAUUCAGACGAGGAGCUUGGUGAGAUGUUCCUGGAAGAAAAAAUCCCCUCAAAUUCUGAUUUAAAGCUUGCAAUCCGAAGAGCUACUCUAACUAGGUCAUUUACUCCUGUCUUCUUGGGAAGUGCCUUGAAGAACAAAGGGGUUCAGCCUCUUUUGGAUGCUGUUUUAGAAUACCUCCCAAAUCCAGCUGAAGUCCAGAAUUACGCCAUUUUCAAUCAGGAGAAUGACUCAAAAGAGAAAAUCUUAAUGAACUCCAAAAGAGAUAAUUCCCAUCCAUUUGUAGGCCUGGCGUUUAAACUGGAGGCUGGUCGAUUUGGACAGUUAACUUACGUCCGCAAUUACCAAGGAGAGUUGAAGAAGGGUGACACCAUCUUUAACACGAGGACAAGAAAGAAAGUGCGGGUGCAGCGGCUCGUCCGCAUGCACGCCGACAUGAUGGAGGAUGUGGAGGAGGUGUAUGCCGGAGACAUUUGUGCCUUGUUUGGCAUUGACUGUGCUAGUGGAGACACAUUCACAAACAAAGAUAACAGUGGCCUUUCCAUGGAGUCAAUUCAUGUUCCUGAUCCUGUCAUUUCAGUAGCAAUGAAGCCUUCUCACAAGAAUGAUCUGGAAAAAUUUUCGAAAGGUAUUAGCAGGUUUACAAGAGAGGAUCCCACAUUUAAAGUCCACUUCGACACCGAGAGUAAAGAGACAAUUGUAUCUGGAAUGGGAGAAUUACACCUGGAAAUCUAUGCUCAGAGGAUGGAAAGAGAAUAUGGCUGUCCUUGUACCACAGGAAAGCCAAAAGUUGCUUUCAGAGAGACCAUUACUGCCCCUGUUCCGUUUGAGUUUACACAUAAAAAACAAUCGGGUGGUGCAGGCCAGUUUGGAAAAGUAAUAGGUGUACUGGAGCCUCUGGACCCAGAGAACUACAUUAAGUUGGAGUUUUCAGAUGAAACAUUUGGGGCAAAUGUUCCAAAGCAGUUUGUGCCUGCUGUAGAAAAGGGGUUUUUGGAUGCCUGUGAGAAAGGCCCUCUUUCUGGUCACAAGCUCUCUGGGCUCCGGUUUGUCCUGCAAGAUGGAGCGCAUCACAUGGUUGAUUCCAAUGAGAUCUCCUUCAUCCGCGCAGGAGAAGGUGCUGUGAAACAAGCCUUGGCAAAUGCAACAGUAUGUAUUAUUGAACCUGUUAUGUCUGUGGAAGUUAUAGCCCCAACUGAAUUCCAGGGACCAGUGAUUGCGGGAAUUAACCGGCGUCAUGGGGUAAUCACAGGACAAGAUGGAAUUGAGGACUAUUUUACACUAUAUGCAGAUGUCCCUUUAAAUGAUAUGUUUGGUUAUUCCACUGAGCUUAGGUCAUGCACCGAGGGAAAGGGAGAAUACACAAUGGAGUACUGCAGAUACCAGCCAUGUUCACCAGCCACACAAGAAGACCUCAUUAAUAAGUAUUUGGAAGCUACAGGUCAACUUCCUAUUAAAAAAGGGAAAGCCAAAAACUAAACUUUCUCUUUCAGUUGACUAUAACUGAAUCUGUAAGGUUUAGACACUUUAAUGGAUUCCAGUGGAAUGAAUUCAGGCUGAAACAUAUUUUAAAAGCCCUUCCUAUUAUAUUCAGGAGCUUCUGUUAUAGUCAAGGAUAAUUCUGUGUAUAUCUCAACUUGAUUGGUUUGAUAAUUUAUUUAAAAACUUCAAAUAAAAUGACUUACUGAAAUAUAGUUAGUAUUUAUUUAAGGGGGAAGAGACUAAAUUCAGAAUGUCUGUGAACUUCCUUUCCAGAUGUUUUUUCUAUAAGAAUGUUCAACAUAUAGAAAUGCUGAAAUAACAGUACAAAGGACAGCCAUAUAUACCUUCCUUCUAGACUCAACAAUAAACACUCUUUUAAACUUA